AUGUUUGCCCUUUCGUCCAGUAUCCGAUGGGCCCCACGAGCCCAUCUGGUCUUUGCCAGAGCAAUUUCGUCACUGCCCAACAAUCCACAUAUUAAAGUGUUCGACGACCACACGUCCCCAGCAUCCCACAUCCUAACUCUCCUCGACAACGAUCCGCCUUCGAAGCAGCUUUCCAUUGGAACAUCUAAUAUCAUCCCGCCAACCCCCCAAUCCUUUCGCCAGAACCCCGAGUUCCUCAAGAUUCUGGAUCAAGUAAUACAGGAGUACGGCCACGAAGAUGAAGAUGUUGUGAGCCAAGCCCGCGCACUAGCCGGGCCCGGAGGAUUCAAUCUUGGAUCUGGAGGAGUCUUCUUCCCCCAGCAGAAGCGCCGCCAAAAGAAAGGUGCUGCUGGAGGUGAUGGCGCUGGAGGCGCAAGCUCCCAGGGUGGUGCUGGGGGUGCAGGCCGAGGUGGAUGGGUGCACUUGAGCGAUCGCAGAAAUCCUCCCGACUACGGCAGAAUAGCCUGGCCAGAGGAUAUCCUUGGCAGUGUCGAGGUGGAUCAGACAGGCACUGUAAUCGGCAAAGUCCAACCCAGUGGAACCUAUCGUAUCGUCACGAACGAGGGCAUACUUGGAUUGAGCCCUUUUCUAAAGGGGAAACUAGUUGAGAGACUGAAACAAGAAUAUGCCAAGGCGAAAUAA
Messenger RNA from Clonostachys rhizophaga, 681 nucleotides. Lineage: Eukaryota; Fungi; Ascomycota; Sordariomycetes; Hypocreales; Bionectriaceae. The record is from the annotation of a GenBank genome assembly.